ACUUUUGCAGUUAACUUGUAUGUGUUUGCAGUUGGUAGAGUGCUUUCUGGGGUGGGUGUAGGAGUUCUAUCGACUAUGGUGCCGUCCUAUCAAUGCGAAAUUAGUCCCAGCGAAGAAAGAGGCAAGUUGGUGUGUGGAGAGUUCACGGGAAAUAUCACUGGUUAUGCUCUCAGUGUAUGGGCCGAUUACUUCUGCUACUUUAUUCAAGAUAUAGGUGAUGCAAGGGAGAAGCCUCAUAGCUUCUUUGCCCACUUGUCCUGGCGAUUGCCUCUAUUCAUCCAGGUGGUGAUAGCGGCUGUUCUCUUUGUUGGGGGAUUUUUUAUUGUCGAGUCACCUCGUUGGUUAUUAGAUGUAGACCAGGACCAACAAGGAUUCCAUGUAUUAGCGUUGCUCUAUGAUUCACAUCUAGAUGAUAACAAACCACGUGAAGAGUUCUUUAUGAUCAAAAACUCCAUCUUGUUAGAAAGAGAAACUACACCUAAGAGCGAACGAACUUGGAAACAUAUGUUCAAGAACUACAUGACCCGAGUGCUUAUAGCUUGUUCAGCACUUGGCUUUGCACAGUUCAACGGCAUAAAUAUCAUUUCGUACUAUGCCCCCAUGGUAUUUGAAGAAGCAGGCUUCAACAACUCCAAGGCUUUACUUAUGACAGGCAUCAACUCUAUAGUAUAUUGGUUCAGUACGAUUCCUCCGUGGUUUCUCGUGGAUCAUUGGGGUAGAAAGCCAAUUUUGAUAUCCGGGGGUUUAUCUAUGGGAAUAUGUAUUGGUUUGAUUGCGGUGGUAAUUCUACUAGACAAGUCGUUCACACCGUCUAUGGUUGCGGUAUUGGUGAUAAUCUACAAUGCAUCUUUUGGCUACAGUUGGGGUCCUAUCGGAUUCUUGAUCCCGCCGGAGGUGAUGCCAUUGGCAGUUAGAUCGAAAGGUGUUUCUAUUUCUACGGCUACAAACUGGUUUGCCAAUUUUGUUGUGGGUCAGAUGACGCCAAUUCUACAGCAGAGAUUGGGCUGGGGAACUUAUCUAUUCCCGGCUGGUAGUUGUAUCAUCUCGGUGAUAGUGGUGAUUUUCUUCUAUCCAGAGACAAAGGGUGCAGAGCUAGAGGAUAUGGACUCUGUGUUCGAGAGCUUUUACAACUACAAGUCUCCGUUCAAGAUUUCACGAAAGAGACACCAGAAUGAUGGCCAGGCGUACCAAAGGGUAGAGAACGAUAUCCGCCACAACGAUGUAGAAAUGGACGAUUUGGACGAUUUGGAC
This is a messenger RNA of Scheffersomyces stipitis CBS 6054, 1251 nucleotides long. It is a transcript of the gene HGT5, whose product is annotated as Hgt5p. The transcript has a single exon. Gene Ontology annotation, biological process: transmembrane transport; carbohydrate transport. Gene Ontology annotation, cellular component: membrane. The record is from RefSeq and is a predicted model, not a curated record. Gene Ontology annotation, molecular function: carbohydrate:proton symporter activity. NCBI's taxonomy places the organism in Eukaryota, Fungi, Ascomycota, Pichiomycetes, Serinales, Debaryomycetaceae. The annotation marks the transcript as partial.